AUUUUCAUUUUUUUGCGAUUUUAAUUAAAUUACAAAAUUAGGUAUAAUUGAUUAUUAUUAUUUUAUUACAUUUUAUCUAUAUUAUACUAAUCAUUUCUAAACAGAUCAGUUUCAGAGUUCAACGAUCCGUAGCAUAGCAUCCUUAUUACACAGCAUCAAGAAUCGAAGGAUUUCAGCAGCAGAAAAGACCAGCGGGUGGAUUGAACGUGCUGCACCGCUGCACCAUGGAUGUGAACGGUUUUGAAAUUUCACUCCUAGGUAUCUACAUUGCAAUAUUGCAUUAAAUCCGUUGAUUGAUACAAUGAUCCUGGAACAUAUUUUGAGAAAUUUUUCGUUCGUUUGUCUCGUUGAUUCGUACUUCGUAGAUUUUGAAGAAAAAUGAACAUUCAACAUUGAUUUUUGCAGAUGAGACUCGUGUUUAUUUUUGAAAAGAACCAUCUCCAAUAGUAAAACGUGUCAAGAAAUUGGUUUUAAAUCAGAAAAUGGAAACUAAAGACUGAACCCUAUUCACUGUGCAAAGGUACUGGGAGAUACAUCAAGGAAGCUGCAGUAUGCAAUUGAAAUGUGAAAGAAGAAUCAACGAUUUCAAAAGGUUUCUGCUCCAUUAUUAUUUCAUUUUUUUCUGCUCGACACUAGAUUAGUUCUGACGUUUCAAAAUAUGUUUGAAUUUUCGUACCAUUUAAAAAUUUACAAAUCGAUCCAAAUCUGUGCUUAUUGCUACAGAAUUUACAAUUGCUUGCGAAUAUUCUCCAACUAAGUUCAUCGUAAUGAUGAAAAUAUCCCGGAGAAGAUCGAGUGAAACUGAAAACCGACAAUUAUGACUUUUGGAGAUGAUAUUUUUGACAUUGAUGUCCUCCUACGUGCACCCUCCACUCCUCAUGUUCAAGCAUCAAUUUUGCAUUUGAGAUCAGGCGGCAAAUUCUCUUUCAAAUGAUGCCCACGAAUGUGUAAAAAUCUGCCGAAAAAAGCUAUCACUUUAAUCUAAAUCUACCAUUGAUCACCGAACCGGAAACGUACAGCCUUUUUUAAGACCGUAUCUACGCUAGUAAUAAGAUUCGGCUUGAUUGAUAAAUUGUAUGUACAUUUUUUUUCGAUGUUGUGCGUGCAAUGGGUUCGCGUUUUGCGCGGGCAACUCUCGGAACAGGUUAUCACCGGCUGGCAACGAACGAAUUCCAGUUUACUGCGAGUUAUUCUUCUCGGCAACUCGGCUCGGAUCGAUCUGUAUAUCGUAUUACGUACAAAUAGGGAUACACUUUCCGCGAUACCGGUUGUUCGUUUUUAUAAUAUAGGACAAGAUUUCGAAAAAGAAAAUAGACGUGUAUUUUCUUAAUCGUAGCAAAUGUUUUCGUGUUGAAAUUUCGCGACGGAAUCAUCCGUUAAUGUGUUUUUUUACGUGAAGUGUACAUAUUUCGGUAGUUUUAUUUGUAAUGUAUUUUUGUAAAAUGAGAAUCGAAAUUACAUUGAUAUCGAUGGUUUUAGUGUUUCGCGGAUGUUAUUGUGCGGUAAAUAACAAUAAUACCGUAAUUGUUAGAGCUAGUAGCUCGAAUACGAAUACGACCAGUGCGAAUAGUACGACGAGUAAUAGUGAAGAAAAUCCUUUGCGAAAUGUUAUCAAGUGUUUCAAAGCCGAUUCGCUGUUCAAAUGUUUUAGGGAACGGAUCGGGCUUUUGGUUAACGUUUGGCAAGAAGCGUUAAUAAAUAGUGUUAGACGUAAUAACGGCGACGAGCCUUUGGUGGUUAAUCAUAGUUUCGAAGGUGUCAUCAGAGAGCUUGGAAAUGCGGUUUAUUACGGUUUUACCAGCUUUUUCUACAAUAAUGCCAGUGAUUUGGAGGAAGCCAGGUUAUUAGCGGAAGAAACAAAUAGUUCGGAUCAAACUAAAGAAUUAGACGAACAGAGAGGUCAUCACAAGAAAAAGAAAGUACACAAAGAGAUAAAAAAAAUCGUCAUAAAAAUAAUUAUCGCCAUAGCCUUGUUUAUGUUGAAAAUAAAAGCGAUCCUAGGAAUGAUACAGAGCAUCAUCAUCACUAAAUUCAUCCUCUUCGCUACCAUCUACGUGUUCACAUUAGCAUUCAGGAUUUGGUGGGAGAUUAAACAGCACAAGCUGCACGAUAAAUCGGUCAUUUAUUACGAUAACGAACACCACGGUCAUUAUUACGAUGCACCCGAACACGAGUACGAUGAUCAUCUUCACCAUGAUCAUACCAGCUUUGGUCAUCACGAUCAUGGUCUUCUAUCCGGUGUCACCAGUGGUUGGGGUCUUUGGGGACGAAGCUAUGCACCAACCACAGGCGCCACUCCUAUCAUCCCUCCGGCCUAUGCUAAUGCUAAACCUUUGCCAUAUUAUAUAAGACCUAAAUUACAUCACGGUGCUCCUAAUAAUGACGAAGAAGAGUUCAGUUAAAUUACUGACUCGAAUCUCUUCGACCCGCGUUUCCAAUAAUCAAAAAUUUUUUUUACCUUUUUUUAAUUCAUUAUUUUUUUUUUUUUUUAGUAGGUAUUCGAUAAAUGAAAAUUUUGUUCUUAAAAAUUGAUUACGAAAUGAGAAUUUAUAAAAAUUCUAUCGUAAAUUCAUGAAAAUGGCGUAGCGAUUUAUUUUACGUGCCAUUUACCAAAUUUCAAUCUUAUUUUUCCAUUCUCAGAGAAAGGGGAGAGCAGGGUUUAAAAGAACGAAUAUUUUCAUUUAUUGAAUUUUUUAUUCAUUGAUCCUGAAGUGAUCUUUCGUCGUCGAUCAAACGAUUUAAGUUUUCGAACAGUAUUAUUUUAAGCUAGUUAUUUUUUUUACGUUUUUAUUUCAAUUAAACUGUAACUUUCGUUGUUAACUAGUAACGUAACUUUCUUGAUAACUUUCUUUAUAAAAUACCUAUUAAUUUAUUGGACCAGUUUUCUGAAUUAGUAAGUACUAUGUACUUUUAUGUUUUAUAAGUUCAAAUUCGAACAUGCCAAGUGAUGAAGAUGACCUGGUUUAUUAUUUUUCGCAUGUGCAAUAAGUAUUAUUUUUUCGGUAUUGUCCUCGCAAGUCAGGUUUUGUAUUUUUUAUAUAUUUUUUUUCUAGUAGUUUGUUGAUUUGUUGUUUGUUUGUAUUUCGUGGUAUUUUUGCAUGAACGUAGUUAGACUUUUGUAGUUGCUUUGAAUUUUGAUUGAUAUUUUACUGUAUUUAUUUAUCAUUAUAUCGAGUGUGAUUUUAUUUACGUGUAUAUAAUUGAAUAAAAUUCUUUUUUUUUGUUU
Messenger RNA from Planococcus citri (citrus mealybug), 3226 nucleotides. RefSeq lists its product as uncharacterized. The coding region runs from base 1428 to 2402 and encodes 324 amino acids. The transcript is spliced from 4 exons. The record is from RefSeq and is a predicted model, not a curated record. NCBI's taxonomy places the organism in Eukaryota, Metazoa, Arthropoda, Insecta, Hemiptera, Pseudococcidae.